Messenger RNA from Colletotrichum navitas, 696 nucleotides. RefSeq names its product 60S ribosomal protein L27a. The record is from RefSeq and is a predicted model, not a curated record. Gene Ontology annotation, cellular component: cytosolic large ribosomal subunit; ribosome. Gene Ontology annotation, molecular function: structural constituent of ribosome. NCBI's taxonomy places the organism in Eukaryota, Fungi, Ascomycota, Sordariomycetes, Glomerellales, Glomerellaceae. The transcript has 5 exons. The coding region runs from base 233 to 679 and encodes 148 amino acids. Gene Ontology annotation, biological process: translation.
GGUGACAUGGAGGCCGAAUGUGAUUACAUAAGGCUGAAAAUUGGUAUCGAAAAUCUGGAGAGCGAGAGCACGGGCCAUGUAGGGCUUGCCCUCCACCCGCUUAGCGGGUUUCCCGAAGCUACGCCGGGGCGCAGAACGACCCUCACAAAUUCUUUUUGUCCCGCGAACUUUUCCGAAGAGAAGUUUCCUCAGCGAUACUAACCCCAAGUCGACCACCCCAACAGCCGUCGCCAUGCCUACCCGAUUCUCGCGCACCCGCAAGCACCGCGGACACGUCUCCGCCGGUCACGGACGUGUUGGCAAGCACCGCAAGCACCCCGGUGGUCGUGGUCUGGCCGGUGGUCAGCACCACCACCGCACCAACCUCGACAAGUACCACCCUGGUUACUUCGGUAAGGUCGGUAUGCGCUACUUCCACAAGCAGCAGAACCACUUCUGGAAGCCUGUCCUCAACCUCGACAAGCUCUGGACUCUCGUCCCCGCUGAGAAGCGUGAGGAGUACCUCGCCGGCAAGGGCGACAAGGUCCCCGUCAUCGACCUCCUCCCCUUCGGCUACUCCAAGCUCCUCGGCAAGGGCCGUCUCCCCGAGGUUCCCAUCGUCGUCAAGGCCCGCUGGGUUUCCAAGCUGGCUGAGAAGAAGAUCACCGAGGCCGGUGGUGUCGUUGAGCUCGUCGCGUAAAUCCGGUUAACGCCAUC